AUGACGACUAGCAUGACCCACGAUGACUACGUCUCCCUUUGCCUCAUGGCGCUCGCCCAGGCCAGCGUUGGUGGUCAGUGGGUGCAGCAGCAGCAGCAGAUCCAGAUGGUGUCGCCGGCGUGCGACGAGCUCCGGUUCCGGUGCUCCGUCUGCGGCAAGGCGUUCCCGUCGCACCAGGCGCUAGGCGGCCACAAGGCAAGCCACCGGAGGCCGACGGCCGCUCUGGCUCUGCCCGUUCACCGAAUCGACGCGCCGUCCGCCGACGACACGGCCUCAUCGACGACGACGACGACGACGUCGGGCGGCAGCAGGCACAGGUGCUCAGUUUGCCACCGGACCUUCGCGACGGGGCAGGCGCUCGGCGGGCACAAGAGGUGCCAUUACUGGGACGGGCUGUCGGUAGUGUCGGUCACGGCAUCGGCGUCAGGUUCCGGUUCGUCGAGCAUGAGGAAUUUUGACCUGAACCUAAAGCCGGUGCCGGAGACGGUGGCUGCCGGCGUGAGAAGUUGGGGAGAGGAGGAGGAGGUCCAGAGCCCCUUGCCGUUCAAGAAGCGCCGGAUUUCAAUCCCAUCAUUGGAGCUUAAUUUAUAGCAUCUUAAAUCAUUACUGUCCAGAAUUUCAUUCGUUCCAAAUCUUCUUUGAUUUUCUUGUUGAGGGUAUCCAUUGUUAUUAAUUAUCUCUUCGUCUGUAUAUUUGUGAUCAAGGAAGAAU
This is a messenger RNA of Oryza brachyantha (malo sina), 711 nucleotides long. RefSeq names its product zinc finger protein 36-like. Gene Ontology annotation, molecular function: DNA-binding transcription factor activity. The coding region runs from base 1 to 591 and encodes 196 amino acids. Lineage: Eukaryota; Viridiplantae; Streptophyta; Magnoliopsida; Poales; Poaceae. The transcript has a single exon. The record is from RefSeq and is a predicted model, not a curated record.